AUGGAUUAUAAUUCAACUAUCAAAUUUGAUUAUUCAUUUAGUUCAUAUUAUAAAAGUGAAAAAUUUGAAUGUACAGAAAUAUUAAAAUUAAAUCAUACAAUGAUAGAAACAGUUCUAUAUCAAAUUGUACAGAAAAGUCAAACAUGCAGUUAUAUUUUAUGCAUUCUAUGUGUAGUUACACUUUAUAUAUUGAUUUAUCGUUCAGUAUCAAAAGUAUUUAAAAAACGUUUAGAAUUAAAAGGUGUAAAAAAAGAAAAUAAACAACAUAAAAAAAUAAAAAACAAUCACAAUAAUAAUAAAAAAAAGAAAAACUAUAAAUUGAUAUUUGAAAAUUUAUUUAAUUAUCAAUCAAAAAAAAUAAAAAUAUCCCCAAUCAAAUUGAUAUUAACAAAUCAAGAUAAUCCAUUAACUCAUUGUGAUGAAUUAAAUCAACAUAUAAUAUCUGAAUCAAAUUAUACUGAAACAAUGAAACCAUUAAUUUAUGUAUGUAAUACUGAUAUAAAAAAUAAUGAAGAAAUUAAUGAUCCAUCACAAAAACACAAUGAACAACAACAACAACAACCCCACCACCACUAUGAACAACAACAACAACAACAUCACCAACAACAAACAAUGAAUUCAAAUACAUUAGUUACUAAAAAUUGUUGUAAUAAUACAGAAUCUGUAAUUAUUCAACCAAUUACAUUAAAUUAUGAAACAAAUUUAAUAAUAAAUGAAGAGAAAACACGUCGUUCAAUGAAAACAAUCAAAGAUAAUAUUGCAUUUCAAAAUUUAAAAACAGCUGCAAUGUUAUUUGUUGUUGCAGUUGUUUAUAUUGUUACAUUUAUACCAGCUAUGUUAAUGGCUAUACAAUAUGUUCCAUUAUAUUUACCAAUAUUUUAUUUAUAUUAUAUAAAUAAUGCAAUUAAUCCUAUUAUAUAUGGAUUUAUGAAUCCAAAUUUUCGAGCUGAUAUACAUGUACUUAUUUGUCAAAAGUUUAAAUGUAUAUAA
Molecule: messenger RNA, 990 nt
Organism: Schistosoma spindalis
Lineage: Eukaryota; Metazoa; Platyhelminthes; Trematoda; Strigeidida; Schistosomatidae
Source: the annotation of a GenBank genome assembly